This is a messenger RNA of Fonsecaea multimorphosa CBS 102226, 1746 nucleotides long. RefSeq lists its product as uncharacterized. The coding region runs from base 1 to 1746 and encodes 581 amino acids. Lineage: Eukaryota; Fungi; Ascomycota; Eurotiomycetes; Chaetothyriales; Herpotrichiellaceae. The record is from RefSeq and is a predicted model, not a curated record. Gene Ontology annotation, cellular component: nucleus. Gene Ontology annotation, molecular function: transcription cis-regulatory region binding; DNA-binding transcription factor activity, RNA polymerase II-specific; zinc ion binding. The transcript has a single exon. Gene Ontology annotation, biological process: positive regulation of transcription by RNA polymerase II.
AUGGAUGCUGCCAAGUCGGCUUCCAUUCUCCGUGCUCAACCCCCUCCAUCCUUUUCCACUCUGUCGAAAUUCCGUCGCAAAAUCUUCCUCUCACCUGAGGAUACCCAGAUCUUCAUGAGUCGCUCUAGGAGGGGAACGGCAUCAAGAACAAAACUCUCCUGUGCCAACUGCCGGCGACGACACUUCAAAUGCGGCGGAGAACAGCCAUGUCAGCGUUGCUGGCAAGAUGACCUGCAAUGUGAAUACCCAACGAAACCUUUCAGCCUCAAAGAAUGGUCGCCACAAGAGGCAGGCCUUCCUCCAUUACCAGCACUCCAGGAAAAUCCGAGCAAUGUUGGAACUGGCAUCUUCGUCUCCGAGAAUCGCCGGAUUGAAUCACGUUACGAAGUCUUGAAUCCGGAAACAAAAUCGCCUUCAUCUGUGAGCGCAGAAGAAAGCCAGCUGUCCCGUGGUGGUGGUGUACGAAAUGAAGCGACAAUCCAGCACCCAUCUGAUGCGGCUGCCAGUCCUGUCCCGUUGUGUCCUCCCAUCACAGAGCCAACCGAGGCGUUCUUCAUGGAGCGAUAUUGCAACAUUCUCGGCCCCUGGUUCGACAUGUUUGACACUACCAGACACUGGUCACACGCAGUGCCGCAUCUGUCGUUAUCCAACCGAUCCUUGUUCCGAUCCAUAGUUGCAAGCUGUGCAAAGCAAUAUUCCUUGGUAUCAGGAGAGAGCUCAAUCUACGCCCUGGACCAGUAUAACCGCGGCCUGAAAGAAUUGACGCGAGCCUUGGGCGAUGCAGAGUCGACCGGGCUUCCUGCGGUCUUUGCGUCCUGUUUGCUCACAGGCUAUUGCGAAAUGAUUGAUGCCCAAAGUCUUGACUGGCAUACGCACUUGAGAGGCACAUUCUCUCUGUGCUCAAGUCAGGGCUGGCAUGGACGAUCCGGAGGCGUUGCUCAGUCUUGCUUCUGGGUGUAUUGUCGCAUGGAUCUGCUGGCAUCCAUAGCCAGAGCUCGACAUACUCUGCUUGACCCGUCACGCUGGCUUCCACAUGGAGCUUCGUUGGCCCCGUCCCAUCCUGCUCACGACUGGGAGCUCGAUUCAUGGUGCAAUCAAGUGGUGGUGCUCCUUGCCCAAACCCAUAAUUUACUCUGUGACGUCCGACAGCCUUUGCGUACCUCGACAGAGCAAUCAGAGCUUGAAGAAAGAUGGAACAGGAUCUCCACAUCUCUGGAUAUACAUGAGAGCAGUCGUCCGGUCGCUUUUCGUCCAAUCAUUGACUUGCCCCCAAAAGACCCGCAGGUACCGUUCAGCCAGAUCAUAUAUGUGUCAGCUGCAGCAUGUGCAGCAACGCAAAUGAUGGAUCUAGCUUGUCUGUUCCUCAUCCUCGCCUUCCCGGACAGGACACCUGCUGAAAGAGCUGUCCGGCUCAUGUCCGAAUCCGUAUGCAGAGAAGCUAUCCAUCUGAGUCGCAAGAUUGUGUCGAAUAGCAUCACGAACCGGCAUCCUAUCGCUUGGGCUAACGCUGUUCAGUUGUUGUCCAGCGCCGGGGCGAUACUCGUCGGUCGAGCUGAAAGGGCAGCACUCCUACAGGUGUUGAACGACAUCAAGCGUGAAACUGGCUGGAGUACGCUCGGCAACUGCCAAAAUUUGCACGCAUGGUGGGAAUCUUUUUGGCCAGACGGCGAGGAUCAUCUCGAUACUGCAGAUGACGAUGAGACGAUACGGCGUGUCAGCAGAUGCUUGAUCAGGCUUUCCACCUAG